Triticum dicoccoides is the source of this 2891-nucleotide messenger RNA. Its product is annotated as bidirectional sugar transporter SWEET1a-like. The record is from RefSeq and is a predicted model, not a curated record. The coding region runs from base 150 to 548 and encodes 132 amino acids. The transcript is spliced from 5 exons. NCBI's taxonomy places the organism in Eukaryota, Viridiplantae, Streptophyta, Magnoliopsida, Poales, Poaceae.
CUCCACCGCCAUCUCCGCUGGCUCCUCGCCGACGCCUUCGCCCUUCCCCGUCUAGCGCACCGCUUGGGAACGAGCACUGGAAGGACCUAGUGGUCACCGUCCGGGAUGACGUGCUCAUCCCGCGGCCCAAGACGGAGGCCCUCGUGGACAUGGUAGCCACCACCGACUACGAGCGGGGGUCCUGGUCCUGUCCCUCGUCUUCCUCGGCGGCGGCAUUACGGUUUGGCUCCAUCGUCGUGCCCUGCGUCGACGUCUCGAUCAGCUUCACAGAUCGCUGUCUUCACGAGGUUGGUCGAAGAGGGCUGGAGUUCAUGCCGUUCCUGAUGUCCCUGUCCGUGUUCCUCUUUGGCACCUCCUGGUUCAUCUACGCCCUGCUCGGCCUCGACCCCUUCAUCUUCAACCUGAUCCUAGUUGAAAAUAUUGGAGCUAAAUUGGUCAGGUUGAAAAUACUCAGGUUGGUGCAACUCCGGCCUUGUCACCCACACGUCAUGCCCGCAGCGGCCUCAGCGCUGCCGACACCACCACCAGCUUCGGCGCUUCGCGUUUGAGUUUUGCAGCACCGGCGGACGUCUGAGCUGCUUACUGAAUGCCAGAUGGUGGAAAUAAUUGUGCUGAUAUACGCCCGCGACAGCCCCAAACGCUAGAGCAGUUCAACUCCUUGCGGGUCCCCAAUCUCAGGUUUGGACCUUUCUUGGUGGAUGUGUCUCCUUACUUCAUCUCUUUUACUUUCAACUUUGUCGCAACCAUAGAGGAUUCUUAAUUUGAUUCUUCUGGUAUGUAUGUGGUUGCAGCACCCUGUUUGAAAUAUAAUAUAUCAUGUUCUCUGCACCGUCGCUGAUUUUCAAUAGUAACAAUUUCGUACUCCUCCAGCACCAUAUUUCAUUAGGAUAAUGUUAUUGGUUCUUGAGGUUUAUUUAUAGACAUGGGAUGUUCUCAAAGUUUAAUCUUAAUAUAGGUUCAUACGGACUCGGUCGGACAAAGCAAUUUCAUUUGAGCAGAAAUGAUACUAAAUCACCUGUCAGUUAAUCCUUUCAUGUAGGAGAACCAUUAUACUAAUCAGAAGAUGCAUGCGUUCUGGCAUCCACUAAGGGUGACCCCUUUUUUAGUUUUGUCACAUAAUGUUAGUUACUCACCUUAGAGAACCCCCUUUUUUAUCUUCUAUAAGGUUGCCUGCUACUGCUAGCGUAUGCAAGUAAAAGCAGCUAUUUGCACCAUCAUUCAUUGCUUCAAACUUUUGUUGAUCAAUUCACACCCAAAAAAACGCUUACUUGACUGGCUACUAUCAAAUCAAAAUUUUAUAAAACGGACAAUCUAGCACUCAUAUGUCAUAUGACAAUUGCAAAUCUCUCACAGUCUAUCGAAGGGAAAAAGGUGUACAUGUUUUUUAGCUUUUACCUUUAUAAAUGUAUAAGUAUCAUGUACUUAUCUACUUGCUUCCUCAACGCCCCCCUUUAUUAUCCUCUCUAACCUAUUACUAUAUAGUGCAGUGUCAAAUAAUAUAGUUCACACUAUUAGAUAAUUAAGAAAAUAUCUGAGUGACCAAAGCAUUGUUCACCCAGUAGGUUGCAAUACACUCUAUGCAUACUUACGCUUUUGUAACAUUGUUGUUCUCGAAUUCUCAAUACCAGUUUGGCAUUUCAUUCUUUCAUUUAUAAGAAAAUCCUUAACGUCAACUAAGUGUCCCGCAACAACGCACGGGGUAUCAUCUAGUUCAUUCAGUUUGACUGUGCGUAAACACUAUAGUGUACAACUAUCAACUUGUUUCACUAUUCAGUUUGUCAUCCAUUCAGCUUACUUACUGGGGCAUAUUUCUUGUGAGAGUUUACUUGAUAGUACAAUAUGUCAGAAGAAACUACCAUUUCUCCGGAAUGAAUCAUUGAUUGCUCUUUAUACACUUACAACUCGGUUUCUUUCAUAUAAGUUCUGCUGCCUUUCUUUAGGUCGAGCUACUGCCCUGUUAAUUAUUGUAACAAACUUUAUCAUUUGCCAGUUUGCUCUGUGUUGAGAACUGACCAAUAAGUUUUGUUUGCCAAUUAGCUUUCUGUGUGCAUGCUCUUAAUCCCCAUAUUACUAAUUUCUGAAUCAAACAUUAUUAUUUCUGUCCUCAACAAGUCGCAGCGCUAUGUUCUGUUUUUUGUUUAGUUAGCUCUGUCAAAUAUAAUCAACCUGCCUAUGUUCCAUUUUGCUAUUUGUACUUAGGUAGAAAAAGCUAAAAUCUAUACAUGUAAUGCUGAAGCUAUAUUGGUUGCUUGUUUCUUAAAUUUUUUCUUCUAUAAUGAUGAUCUGAAAUGCCACGCAGGUCAUUAUUGGUGGUGCUACUGCUGUUGUUGUGGUUGUUGGAGGUGUUGCUGUUGCAUCUGGCGGAGCUGCCGUUGGGGCCCCAAAAGGUAACCUUCAUCAGCCACAACCCCACAACAAUGGCUCAAGGUUCUGUGCCCUAUCACCCCUCUUUCUAAAUUACUGAAAUGAACCAAGAUCUCAUAUAUUUAGGAACGGAGGUAGUAGUAAGGUUAAAAUAGAACAGCAAGGGAUGUUUCUAAUUUGGUUAUGCUAGAAUAAUGCAUCAACUCGUGGCAUUCUUGGAUGUUACUCUAAGGUGUCAAAAUGAUAGUAAAACCUAGGCUCUUGCAUGGUUCUUGAAUUAAUUUUUCUAUUUUAUGGCUAACAAAUAUUGCCUAUGUUGAGACUCUAAACAUGUGGAUUUUCCUCUCAUUUAUAGGAAUUCUACCUGAAGAAAUUCGGAGAAAACUUGAAGCCCCAGUUAGCGACUUGCUUUAUAUGUUAUUGACUUGUCAUGCUAAAUUUGUUGAGAAUUUUGAUAUACUAUUGCACAUGUUACUCGAAUGCUGGUAGUUAUGUACAUAUACUCACAAUAUUAUCCGUUGUUUACU